AUGUUCGCCUUCGGUCCUGACAACGAAGACUCCUUCUAUAAUCUUUAUGAAAAGAUUAGUAGUGUUGGUCUUAUGGACCCUACCAAGGAGAGUACGACCAAGCUUCAACAAUUAAUCAACCAUCAUAAAUCGAGUCUAUUGAGUUUGAAGUUUAGUGAAAAGAAUCCUGAUGCAAGAAGCAAAAUCGAAAAUAAUAAUGUGGAAGUGAAAGGGGUUCGGUCCAAUCUUCCUCAAUCUCUCAAGCUUUUAGUUUGCCAAGUUUCGGAUGCACUCGAUCUGAAUGAGAUGAUUGCUCUAAGUCUAAUUUUCACUGCUACCAAGCACAACCCACCAACAACAUAUGGGGUUGAUGAAUAUCAUGCCUCCAUCAAACUCUUUUAUGAAGAAUAUUUAAAGCUGUUAUUAUCAGUUGUUUGUUUAUUUCAAGCACGAUAUAAUGAGGAGUUGAAUCCACACAUCAGGGAAGUUAUAACAAAAUCAACAACUGAUUUACUUAAAGAAGGACUCAUAAAGUCCAUUUGCUCCAGGAUCAAUGAAUUAACAAAACAAAUCAAUGAAUCUCAAAAUACCAUCAAUACUUAUAGGUCUACAGGAAAUGGAGAUUCUAGUGAAGUUACAAAUUCAAUUGAACAAAUUAAUUACAAAGUACUUAUUAGGAGAAGUUUGGGAGAUUGUUUAUUCUUCUCUUGUUUCAAUUUGCAAUGUGAUGAGGAAACAUUUGACAAUGUGUUCAAUUGCUUUAAACAUUCGCUCAACACAUUCAACGCAUCAAUUCAACAGCUCAUUGCCGAUCAAAAUGAAGAACAAACCUAUGAUGCAUUAAUUCUAAUAGAUGCCCUUCCUAUUGGAUCUAAAUCUAUUUUCAACAUGCUGUACAUGGAAACAUCAACAAUUCUUUGCCUUUUAGAGCCAACAGAAGGAAAAGAAAAAUUUGAUCCAAAACUUGAAAAAAUUGUCACUACAAAUACUCUUUACAAGCCUCAAUUUAUUCAAAAAUUUGACAAAUCGUUGCGUGAUUUAAUAGAGAGUACAGAUAGCCCUAAUCUUGUUGAUAAACCUCAAUACGAAGCUGUUAUCGGAUUAAUGUGGAGCUUGGGAUUGCAAGCAACAAAGAAGGAUGACUUUAUUGGAUACUCAAACAACGCCUUUGACUUGAGCUUGUCCCGAAAGGUUUUUGAAUUCAUCUCAAAAGGUUGGCUUAAUAGCAAAAUGUUUAGAAAUGAUACUGAACAAACCAAAGAGUUUAUUGUAUAUGUGUUGAGUGAACUCGUGUGUGGUAUUCUGAUCAAACAAUCCGAUGUUAUUGCAGGAUUGCUGGCCGACCAAAGUGAAAAGAUGAAAACCUUUUUAAAUAGAAGAAGAGAUGGGUUACCACUUGAAGAGAACGAAGAUGAGGAGACAAUUUCUGAGCAUGUGAAUAGUUUGUUAUUGGUGAUUAGCGAGAUAUAUAUGCAUUAUCCUGAAUAUUCACACCGAUUCUUUGAACAGAGAGAGUUGCGAGAUGUCAUUACCAACACUUUUUGUGAACACAUAACUUCACUUUGCAAAUUACAGGAAGAGAUUGAUCUUGGAUUUAUUUAUUACAUUGGAAUUUUGUGCUCGUUUAGUGGAGACGCUGUUGGCGCAGUUAAUGUAUUCAGAAUGUUAUGCGACUCUCCAUACCCAUUAUUCAGUUGGACCUACUUUUUCCAAACACUGAUUCCACAAUUUCAACAACAAUACAACGAGCUGAGCAAGGAAGACGUCUCUUUUGACGAAAAAACCUUGGACUCUGUCUACGUUGUACUGAAACUGGUAGAAAAAAUUUGUCAUAACUCUGAGGAGAGCAGAAUUGCUUUUUUAGAAAGUAGUUGGGAUAUUUUGGGACUUCUUUUUGGAUUGAUGUUUGUUCCAAAGCUCUCGCCAGUUCUUAUGGGCCAAGUCUUCUCAACGCUUGCCUCUUUCGUCAAGCCAUCAAACGGACCACCUAGCAAAGAGGCUCAAGUUAUUCUUGCUCAGAUGGAAAGAUUCCAAAUUCUCAAAUAUGAAAUUAGAAAUGACAAGUACGAAAUUUCUAACUCUGGAGGAGUCAAAUAUCAACUCAAUUUUAGGGAGUCUCAAGAAGGAGAGUAUUUUGAAACAUUGGGAUUUUUAGAGUUGAUUUAUGCUAUUAUUUCUUGUACAAGUUACCCUAUCACCGGAUUUGCUCCUUAUCUCAAGUUCAUUCAAGAAGACGUUUUUAAUAACUUUUCCAAGCGAUACUACAAGGAGGACAGCGAAAAAUGGCUCGUCGCUAAGUCAUGUUUGCAAAUAUUUACAAAAUUGCUUUCUAGAUAUUCUCCUUCCUCGAGCGAUUUUGGUGAUGUGAAAUCUGGCACUCAACACGCAAUGGAGGAUGAAAAUGCACCUAAAAUUCCUAAUUUUCUACAAGCUCCACCGGGAUUCCAAAUUAUGAGCGAUAUGCUAAGCAAUACUAUUUUCAGAAAAGAGCUUUUCAACGUUAUUGGAGUUAAUCUAGAAGAAGAAAGAAACACAAACAGAGAGGGAGAGUCAAUGGAAAAAUCAGUUAUAUACGCUCUUCAAAUGAUUGAAACGACGUUGUUGAAAGAGGAGGCAUUUAUCCAGACUUUAUCUCAGACUCAAAGAGAUGUUCCAGCAGUGAUCAAGAGAUUAGAGUAUCAAAUGCCAAACUCUUUAAUUAUCAAAUUAGUCGAUCUCUUGGAUUAUUCCUUCAACAACGAGGUUAGAUAUAGAGUUGUCAACAUUCUUUGUUUAAUCAGCAAGAAUAUCACCAAUUUAGUGGGAUUAUUUAAAGAAAGAAAGAGAGACAAAAAGCUUGUUAGCCUCUUUGUAAAACAUCUAUAUGCAGUUACAUUUGAAAACAACAGAGAACAAUCAGACAUUGAUGAUUCACAAGUUGAUGACAGUCAAAGAGACAAUGAAACUAGACUCAAGAUGUUAGAGCUGUUAAAGGCCAAUGUCGACGCUCCAGGAGAAAAUAUUACGCACAUGCUUUGUGGUUUUGAUAUUGCAAGUGAUGAACCAAGAGAGAUCGACAUUUUCAAUGAGAAGACAUGUCUAACAAUUAUUCUCCACUUGCUAAGAUCAAAGAGGUUGCCAAAGACUCAUCCUAGGUUUAUCGAAUCAUGCUACGAGCUCAUCUACAAACUAUGCGCUGAUCGACGAGUGAGUCAGCAAACAUUUGCAUGUUUGGAAAAAUCAAGUUUCUUGAAUGACAAGCUGAUGAAUGAUAACUUUUCGACAAAAAUUACUCCAUCUCCGGUAGCACAUCAUAUUUUGAAUCAACGAGCGUUUGUGAUUAGAAUUGUUGCUCUCAAAUUAUACUCCAAUACAAAAGCAUUUAAAAAGGGAGAUAGCAACAGAGGUGGAGUUCAAGAGCUUGUUCAUAUAUUAUUUGGAGGAGAUUUACUUGGAGUUGCAGCUAACAAUAUUUUUGGCCACGCCAUGAAUUUCGAGCAAAGAAGAGCACUAAUGUUGGAAGUGUUAGACACCAUUGAUUUGAAUUUGGCCGCUCCAAAUUGUCCAUAUGACCUUUCAUCGGCAGAAUGGAAACAAUUUUUAAAGAAUUGGUCCUCUACAUUCAAUGCUUUUUUCUGGAUGGAAGCAAGUGGUUGA
This is a messenger RNA of Naegleria fowleri, 3615 nucleotides long. RefSeq lists its product as uncharacterized. Gene Ontology annotation, biological process: nuclear pore organization. The transcript is spliced from 3 exons. Bases 1 to 3615 code for a protein of 1204 amino acids. Gene Ontology annotation, molecular function: structural constituent of nuclear pore. The record is from RefSeq and is a predicted model, not a curated record. NCBI's taxonomy places the organism in Eukaryota, Heterolobosea, Eutetramitea, Acrasida, Naegleriidae. Gene Ontology annotation, cellular component: nuclear pore inner ring; nuclear pore.